Poeciliopsis prolifica (blackstripe livebearer) is the source of this 2186-nucleotide messenger RNA. It is a transcript of the gene oxnad1, whose product is annotated as oxidoreductase NAD-binding domain containing 1. The record is from RefSeq and is a predicted model, not a curated record. Gene Ontology annotation, molecular function: oxidoreductase activity. The coding region runs from base 119 to 1087 and encodes 322 amino acids. NCBI's taxonomy places the organism in Eukaryota, Metazoa, Chordata, Actinopteri, Cyprinodontiformes, Poeciliidae. The transcript is spliced from 8 exons. Gene Ontology annotation, cellular component: mitochondrion.
GCUCCGAAGAAGUGAGCUUUCCACAUUGAAACUUGUGUCAUGUAAUUCUAACAUGUCGGAGGUUAUUACUGUUGUAGUGGAGAAAUACACGACCUGAGUUUGUGUCGGCGUUGUUCAGAUGUUGUCUGUUCUGACAGGAAGCCGAAUGGCGAUGAGUGCCCCCUGCUGGUUGAUUUGCACCGCUGCUAGACGCUUCACCCGGCAGAAUCCUGCUGCUGCUCCGCUGCGCAGGCGGCUGCUGGGUCCCGGACCCUCAAACGGAAGAAAUAUGUCCUCCGAAAAACAAACAGACCACUUAGAGAGGACAGCGAGCAACUACAGACAAAAUGCGCUGUAUCCCGGCCAAGUCUGUGGAAUCAUGACCGAAUCGGAAACAGUAAGAAGACUGAGGAUAGCCGUGCACCCAGACUUCAGCUUCAAAGCAGGACAGUGGGUGGAUUUCUUCAUUCCUGGUGUGGCGGAGGUGGGAGGUUUCUCCAUGUGCUCCAGCCCGGGUCUGUUGCAGAGAGACGGUGUGGUCGAACUGGCUAUCAAGUACACGAAACAUCCCCCGGCUCACUGGGUCCACACCGCGUGUGCAGUGGGCUCCCGUGUGGCCAUGCGUGUCGGCGGAGACUUCUACUUCGACCCGCCGCCCUCGGGUCCAGCUGUGGAUUUGCUGCUGGUUGCCGGCGGUGUGGGGAUCAAUCCGCUGUUCUCUAUCCUGCUGCACACCUCAGAUCUGCUCCGACUCAACCAGUCCUCUGCUGGUCGGCACUUCAACAUCGGUUCUGCCCAUCUCUGCUACAGCGCCAAGAACACGCAGGAACUGCUCUUCAAGAGCUCCAUCAUUGAGAAAUGUGGGGAGUUUCCCAACAAGUUCACCUGCAACUUUCACGUCACGCAACAGAGCGCAGGAGUCGAGCCGCACCUCCAGCCAUUCGUCAAAAGUGGGAGAAUCACAGCGGAGGACUUGCAGGCGAACGUGGACCCGCAAAGGACUUUGUGUUACUUAUGCGGACCGCCGCCGAUGACGGAGGCAAUUUCAAAAACCCUCAUGGACCUCGGCCUCCCAAAGGACAGGAUCCUGUUUGAGAAGUGGUGGUAGGAGAAGUUGUGGCUUUUCGUGGUCUUCAAAGGGAGGAAACGCCUCUCGACACAUUCAAGGUCUAUGGCACCAUCCCUGAACUGCAAACUGAAUCAUAUACAGUUGAUUUUAAAUGUCAAGAUUCUGUACAGAUUUCUAGAAAAUGCUAAUUUAAGUUGAGAGUGAGAUUUGUACGAUUUGCAACAAUAUCCUUGCAAAGUUUAGUUUGGGAAUAUGUUUCAUACUGAAAUAUAUUUUUAAAGGUGCACCGGUCGCCGAUUUGUGCCCAAUUUCCCGUCUUUGUGUUGACGCUGUUUUCAACCAAUUUCGAUUUCUGUUUAAGAAAUAUUAAGAGCUCACAACAUUUUUUUUUUUACAGCUGUGUGCAGUCGUCCAUCAGUAUAAUAUGGCAAUUUGACGCCAAAUAAAACAGCAGCUUUCCUGUUGUGAGCUGGAAUCUGCUCUAGGUCAGUUAGAAAAUGAUCUAACUUGUAUAAACCGAGUUGUUGUGAGAUUUUCAGAAUUUGCCGCCAUGCUUGUUCACUGUGGCUUCACACUUAUUGAAACCAUGUAUUAAAACCUCAAAACAAAGCGGCUUAAAUGUUAACUUUCUAUUUAUGUGCCAAAAAGAAUAACAUCAUUUGCGAAAGUAAAAAGUUUGUUUUUCCCUUCCGUGAGAGAAAUUACACCUCACACAUCUUUUUCUUUCCCAACAUCAAGUGAAACCUGGCAAUCUCUCACAUGCUUGGCCACCACGGUACUGUUUUCCUCACACACACACACACACACACACACACACACACACCCUCCCUCGGUGCUCAUCAUCUGAGCAGUCUCUUUUCUCACACAUCUUCCACAUCAGCAAACAGUUUUCCAUCCCAGGGCAGGUUAAGCGUCCCGCGGCGCGCUGUGAUGGAACCUCCGGGUGGUCUCUGAUUGGCACGGAUCGCCGAGCGUCCCUCAGAGAUGGCGGCGAGCUUCUCGCUGCUGUUUCUCAGCGAGGGCUGUAAUGUUCCCCCCCGUUCAUGACAAUAACAUGGAAGUCAAAUGGAGAAAGAAAAGAAAAAGAGCCAACUUUGAGGCAGGCCGGGCUUCAAACACUUUAUUGACCUUCUUGUUA